Messenger RNA from Meloidogyne enterolobii, 365 nucleotides. NCBI's taxonomy places the organism in Eukaryota, Metazoa, Nematoda, Chromadorea, Rhabditida, Meloidogynidae. The record is from the annotation of a GenBank genome assembly.
GAAGCAACAAUCUAAUGUUUAAUUAUCAAAUUUUGUUUUUAUUUCAAUUAUUAAUUAAUUAUAGCACAACAAAUUGUUUUAGUUUGACUGAAUCUGUAGCUACAUCAACUACUAUAAUUCCAAAAAAUUUAUCUAAUUUUGAAAAUAUCACUUUAGGUGGAGAAAAUGUAACUAAUAUACAACAAGUAUUAUCUAAUACAAAUACUUCUUUGACAGAAGAUGUGGAGGAUGAUGAAUCGUCAGAGCCAGUAGAAUUUCUUGAAACAAUGAAUGGCGAUAAUUUGGUUAAGGGAGAUAAAGUUAUUGAAGUUCGAACAGAAUGGAAUACACAUGUAGGGGAUGAUGAUGCUGAAGCUACUGAAUAA